GGUCGUUGCUUUCCCCAUUGUCUCAGGCGAUCGGCCUCGGACUGUGCAAAUUCUGGGGCUUUUGUUGCUUCUGGUGCAGGCUAAUAAAGUUUUCUUUCUUUCUUUUUUUUUCUAACAGUUUUAACGGGGGAAAUUAACUCCCCAGGGCUGCAGGGCUGGCCACGCUGCCUGGGCCGAGGGCGCCUCUGCCCGGGGAGCGCCGUGGGAAGGGGCGCGAGCGGCUGGGGUCCGUUCUGCGAGGACUAAGGGGCGGGGCGGGGCAAGGGGGGCGGGUAGGGGACCGCAGGGCUGCACCUGGGACGAUCGGGUCCGAUCGGCUGCAUCGCCGAUUUUAAAUAGCCUCUUUACGACUCGUUUCCGCGGUCUCAGUCCCCGACUUCAGCGUUGCUUGGGCUGUCGCAUCCUCUCCCUAGGUCUCUUCCAAACGACCACAUCACGGAUUCCUUAUGGAUCGCAGCUCCAAGAGGAGGCAGGUGAAGCCUUUGGCAGCUUCUCUGCUAGAAGCUCUCGAUUAUGAUAGUUCAGAUGACAGUGAUUUUAAAGUUGGAGAUGCCUCAGAUUCUGAAGGGAGUGGUAAUGGAAGUGAAGAUCCUUCAAAGGACAGUGGAGAAGGUUCCUGUAGUGAUUCUGAAGAAAAUAUUUUAGAGGAAGAACUGAAUGAAGAUAUUAAAGUAAAAGAAGAACAACUUAAAAAUUCUGCGGAGGAAGAAAUACUGUCGACAGAAAAACAGUUAAUUAAAAUGGAAAAGAAGGAAGAAGAAGAGAAUGGAGAAAGACCUAGAAAGAAAAAGGAGAAAGACAAGGAAAAAGAAAAGGAAAAAGAGAAGGAGAGAGAGAAGGAGAAAGAGAAGGAGAGAGAGAAGGAGAAAGAAAAAGCAACACUAUCUGAUAAUGUGGCUGCUUCUGCUGCUGCUGCCACACCAGCCACAAGUCCUCCUGCUGUGAACACCUCUCCUUUAGCCCCCACUACAACAGCUACCACAGAGGAACAAGUCAGUGAGCCAAAAAAGUGGAACCUUCGUCGAAAUCGACCACUUUUGGACUUCGUAUCUAUGGAAGAACUGAACGACAUGGAUGACUAUGAUAGUGAAGAUGACAAUGAUUGGCGACCUACUGUAGUAAAGAGAAAGGGACGAUCUGCAUCUCAGAAAGAAGGAAGUGAUGGAGACAAUGAGGAUGAUGAGGAUGAGGGAAGUGGGAGUGAUGAGGAUGAGAAUGAUGAAGGCAAUGAUGAAGAUCAUAGCAGCCCUGCCAGUGAAGGGGGGUGCAAGAAGAAGAAGAGUAAAGUUCUUAGCAGAAACAGUGCUGAUGAUGAAGAACUGACCAAUGAUAGCCUGACACUAUCUCAAAGCAAGAGUAAUGAGGACUCGCUGAUUCUUGAGAAGAGUCAAAACUGGAGUUCUCAAAAAAUGGACCAUAUUCUGAUUUGCUGUGUUUGUCUUGGAGAUAAUAGCGAAGAUGCUGAUGAAAUAAUUCAGUGUGACAAUUGUGGCAUUACAGUCCAUGAAGGUUGCUAUGGAGUUGACGGAGAGAGUGACUCUAUUAUGAGUUCAGCUUCUGAAAACUCCACUGAACCUUGGUUUUGUGAUGCCUGUAAAUGUGGUGUUUCCCCUAGCUGUGAACUGUGCCCUAAUCAGGAUGGAAUUUUCAAGGAGACAGAUGCUGGAAGAUGGGUUCACAUUGUUUGUGCUCUGUAUGUUCCUGGAGUAGCCUUUGGAGAUAUUGACAAAUUACGACCAGUAACACUAACAGAGAUGAACUAUUCCAAAUAUGGUGCCAAGGAAUGUAGCUUCUGUGAAGACCCUCGUUUUGCUAGAACUGGAGUUUGCAUUAGCUGUGAUGCAGGGAUGUGCAGAGCAUAUUUCCAUGUGACCUGUGCUCAGAAGGAAGGUCUGCUUUCAGAGGCAGCAGCAGAAGAGGAUAUAGCAGAUCCAUUUUUUGCUUAUUGUAAGCAACAUGCAGAUAGGUUAGACAGAAAGUGGAAGAGAAAAAACUACUUGGCUCUACAAUCCUAUUGUAAAAUGUCUUUACAAGAGAGAGAGAAGCAACUAUCACCAGAGGCACAGGCAAGGAUCAAUGCCCGGCUUCAGCAGUAUCGUGCCAAAGCAGAACUAGCUCGGUCCACCAGACCUCAGGCCUGGGUUCCAAGGGAAAAAUUGCCCAGACCACUCACGAGCAGUGCUUCAGCCAUUCGUAAACUGAUGCGGAAAGCAGAACUAAUGGGUAUCAGUACAGAUAUCUUCCCCGUGGACAAUUCAGAUACUAGUUCUAGUGUGGAUGGAAGGAGAAAGCAUAAGCAACCUGCUCUCACUGCUGAUUUUGUGAAUUAUUAUUUUGAGAGAAAUAUGCGCAUGAUUCAAAUUCAGGAAAAUAUGGCCGAACAAAAGAAUAUAAAGGAUAAAUUAGAGAAUGAGCAAGAAAAGCUUCACGUGGAAUAUAAUAAGCUAUGUGAAUCUUUAGAAGAACUACAAAAUCUGAAUGGAAAACUUCGAAGUGAAGGGCAAGGAAUAUGGGCCUUACUAGGCAGAAUCACAGGGCAGAAGUUGAACAUACCGGCAAUUUUGCGAGCACCCAAGGAGAGAAAACCAAGUAAAAAAGAAGGAGGCACACAAAAGACUUCUACUCUUCCUGCAGUGCUUUAUAGUUGUGGAAUUUGUAAGAAGAACCAUGAUCAGCAUCUUCUUUUAUUGUGUGAUACAUGUAAAUUGCAUUACCAUCUUGGGUGUCUCGACCCUCCUCUUACAAGGAUGCCAAGAAAGACCAAAAACAGUUACUGGCAGUGUUCUGAAUGUGACCAAGCAGGGAGCAGUGACAUGGAAGCAGACAUGGCUAUGGAAACCUUACCAGAUGGGACCAAACGAUCAAGGAGACAGAUUAAGGAACCAGUGAAAUUUGUUCCACAGGAUAUGCCUCCCGAACCCAAGAAGAUUCCAAUAAGAAACACGAGGACCAGAGGACGAAAACGAAGCUUCAUUCCUGAUGAAGAAAAACAUGAGGAAAGAGUUCCUAGAGAGAGAAGACAAAGGCAAUCUGUGUUACAAAAGAAGCCCAAGGCUGAAGAUUUAAGAACUGAAUGUGCAACUUGCAAGGGAACUGGAGACAAUGAAAAUCUAGUCAGAUACCCUUCAUGAGACCCAACUCUGCCACAGCUCAUCCUCGGAGGCAAUCCUGGAAACCUCUUUUAUAAGUGUGAUUUAAAAAAUGUGGAUAACACUCUCAAUAGAGUACAUAAAGUAAAGGAGAACAGCUAUCUUGUCUUUCCCAUAAGCUUAUCACUGCAAAAAGUUGCCUUUGCUUGUCAGGUUUGGAUAGAAUGUAAUUGAUUGGUUUGUUACUUGGACUGACAAGGCACUUAAUUUGCCUGUGUGGAUUUUUUUCUAUUUUUUUUUCCUUCUACUUUUUUUUUUUUUGCACUAAUCAGAAACAUUUGAUAUGUGCAUUGUUGAAAAAUACUAGAUAAUGUCUUUUCAGAAUUGUCCUAUUAAGUAAUGUUUUCCCUCUUGCUUCUUUGGCAAAUGAUGAUAUACUACAGUGUUUGGACUUACUGAAGAGUUACAGAAGCCUAUGGGACUUAAAUGCAAUGUACUGUACUACUCAGUGUUAUUGAACAAUACCAGUAACAAACAAGAAAGACAAUGCAUUCCACUAGUCUGCUAUUCUGUUUCAUCCAACUUAAUACAUAUAUUCAUAUAUGAAAUGCUGCAUUAGGAAACAACUAUAUACUCUUAUAUUAAACAUUAAUUCUCUUUAUAAUAUUUAGCGAAAGUGAAAGACUUGUAAAGUGUAUUAUGUCAUUGUAGUUUUGACUCAUUAGUCCAAGUGUGAAAGCACUAAUAUUACUAGCAUGAAAUCUUUACAACUUCAGAUUUUAAGCUCAUAACUAAGAGUAUAUCUGUGUUGAUCUCUAGAUCUUUUUUAAGUAAUGCCCAAAUUUAUACAGCUUUUAUUGAUUUAAUAUAAACUUUCUGUGUUCAAUAUGAUUUUAUUUUUCUUGACCUUAAGUACGAGGUUAUGAAAUGAGGGCAAUACAAAGCUUAUUGACCAUACAACCUGCCAGCUGAAAGAUCUUCAUCAACAUCCGUAUCUUUCCAGAGGUUUACAGAAUUAAAAUUUGAUCUUCAAGCUUUAAUGAUCCAGUUUUAAGUCAACUACAGAAAUAUGUUGAAUAUUUCAUCACUCCAUCUUGAACUGACUUAGAAGAGACUCUUUGCUGAAAUUGAAAUGCACAUUUACAUGUAAACUGUCAACUUGUUUCUUGGAAUUUCCUGAUUUAUAAAUGUGGUUUUGGACAUCUUUUCAGGUAUAGUGGCAAUUGAAAAUAGUUUAAACUUUAGGAAUAGAGUAGGUAAUGUUAUAAUCCAAAGCAAGUGUAAAUAUAAAGUUGCUGUAUGCUCGUAAUCUAUAGUUAUAGUAAGGAACCAUAUUAUUGGAUGUUUAACAAAAUAAUAUGUAAUGUAUAUAAAAUAUGUAUAAACUGAGAUUAUUGAUUUAUUGGAGGAAAAAUUUUAAUAACCUGUAGCAAAACUAGUAGGCUUUCUUUUAAGGAUAAGAAAGGACUCAUUAUUUAUCACUACAUAAGUUGAAGAAAAAGUUGGCAGUUUUUCCUACUGCUGAACUCCAGCUGAUUUUAAGAAAAAUUACAGACUGUCAUUUUCUUAAAAGAAUGUGCUAAUGCAUUAGGCCCUGGCCCUCCUUUGAUAUAUGGUGAAAAUUACUAGUGGUCAUUUUAUUUUAGAUUUUUUGAGAAGUUAUUAAGUCUUGUGGUUUUGGUGUCACUAUUAAUCAAAAUCCUUUCCACUCUGGUUCUCAUUAGAAUACUACAUCAUCAUCAUUCUCCAUCUUGCAGUCUUCAGUGGUAGAUAACGCUAUUCUGUAUUUGAUGCUAGGCCUAAGAAUCUUUGUCAUACAUCACAAAUAUAAACUGCAUAAUUCAUUAGGUUAUUGGUCCUAGAAACAUGUAUUUAGAAUGGGAGAACUUUUGAAGGAAGUAAAAAAAACACUUUCUCCUGAUAAUCUCCUAAACGCCCUCAUAUUUCCACAGUAUAAAAAAACUUUUUUUUCCUUAGUUGGUCCAGUUGCUAUUUAAAGGAGACAUUAAUGUGUAUUUAAGUAAGUACACACUAAAUGGUUCAUAUUUCAGACAUGUGUAAGAGAAAAUGGCGCAACAGGUAAAUGAUGGCUAUUUGUCACAUAACAGGAAAAGGAUAAAACAAUAAAAUAUCAGGAAGGAAAUUAAAUGACUGAAAUACAAGAAGAAUGAAAUGGUCGUAUACAGUGGUGUUUCCAAACUUUACAGUGUAUCAGAAUCAGAGGAAGGAUUUGUUAAAAUGCAUAUUGCUACCUUAUUCCCUUCGGAUAUUCCUUCUCCUCACUUUACUCCCUCCUCCUAGCUCCCAUCAGUUUCUGAUUCAUGGACCUGGGAUGAGGCCUGGAAUUUUGCAUUUCUAACAAGUGUCCAAAUGAUGCUGUACUGCUGCCCGGGGACACCACUUUGAGAACCAUUUGUUGUGUUGUGGUUGACGUUAAUUGAUUGAAUGUUGCUUUCAUCUC
Rhinolophus ferrumequinum (greater horseshoe bat) is the source of this 5550-nucleotide messenger RNA. It is a transcript of the gene PHF14, whose product is annotated as PHD finger protein 14. Bases 447 to 3131 code for a protein of 894 amino acids. The record is from RefSeq and is a predicted model, not a curated record. Gene Ontology annotation, biological process: regulation of transcription by RNA polymerase II. The transcript has 17 exons. Lineage: Eukaryota; Metazoa; Chordata; Mammalia; Chiroptera; Rhinolophidae.